GCAAGAGGAAGCUCUCGUUGUGAGCUCCACAUCCCAGGGCCGUGUGCUUCGAGGGAGUGGUUGCCCCGGCCAUGCCGUCUUCGAGGAUGUGAGGACCGGCCGUCCCGCUGGCGACAAGAAGGUUGCGCUUAGGCAGCUCCAAACCUGCGGGGCUUGCGGUGCAGCUUGCGGUGCAGCUUGCGGUGCCGCUUGCGGUGCUGCUUGCAGUGCUGCUUGUGGUGCUGCCUGUGGGACCACUUGCGGCUCAUGCGGCACUUUCCUGGGCACGUGCCCCGCUGGAGGGGCAUGCGGGGCGUGCGGAGCAUGUGGUGCAGCAUGCGGAACGGCAUGCGGGGCAGCCUGCGGCACGGCAUGCGGAGCUGCCUGCGGAGCUGCAUGCGGAGCUUCCUGUGGAACAGCUUGUGGUGCAGCCUGCGGCGCCGGCUGCGGAGCCGCAUGCGGCACAGCCUGCGGAGCAGGCCGCAGGCUCGCCUGCGGCGCCUGCGGUGCAUGUGGUGCUUGUGGCGCAUGCGGCGCCUGCGGCGCCUGUGGCGCCUGUGGAGCAGCCUGUGGUGCGUGCGGUGCAUAUAAGUGCCUGGGGCAGAUGUUCUGCGGACGCGGCCUCACACAGAUGCACAACGGCGUUGCCCUUAGCCUGUCGCAGUGCAACCUGAACGGGUACCAGAUCACGAUCGACCAGAAGCAGGACCUCACGGACGUUAGCUAUGUCUUCGAGAACGGCCGCAUGAAGGCGUCCGCUAAGCGAGCUUUCAACACUGGCGAUGCCACAGACCUGGUUCUGGCCACGGGUACUCCCUACUACGUCAUCCUGGCCAUUGGCGGCAAUAAUCCUACCAUGAACGUGGCUUACCAUGGUACAUCCUCACAGCAGAACCUGGUGUGCCUUAGCACCCUGACGCAGAAGUUCGAGUGCAAAGCGCCUGCGGAGUGGGCGACUGGGCUUGAUACAUAG
Molecule: messenger RNA, 952 nt
Organism: Symbiodinium pilosum
Lineage: Eukaryota; Dinophyceae; Suessiales; Symbiodiniaceae
Source: the annotation of a GenBank genome assembly